GCGAACCGAGAAAGCGACGCUCGCUCAAAUCUAGAGGAAAAUCACAGUGGAGCGCAGUUUCUGUUCACCUUUUUUGGGGACGUGUUUAUUUCCUCUUUCAGUUUAUCUUUGCGCAGAUUUGGAGGGAGAGAUGCAAUGAAGUCCACGGAGAAGUUGGAGAGCAGUUGUCAGCUGAGAGUAAAGUAGACGUGGAAGGCUGCAGAGUGGAGAGAACAGACUUACAGGACGCAGGCUCUCACACUUUAAGACAAUGGAAAUGCUGUCCCUCAUCCCACGCCGAUCCUUCACUGUUAUGUACCGAAAACCCGCGUGUCAGUGGAUGUGAAAUGGUGUAAACAAGCUGCGCUGUUUUGAUUUGCGCGGAUCUGCUGGACUUAUUCCGGGGAGCGCUCCGAUGGGAGAGUAACGCAGCGGCAUUCGCUCCUGACAAACCUGGUAUUUCACAAAACGUUUAAAAACACCCCGAGUGACACCAUGUGGAGCCGUGGGACGUGGAUGUGGCAGGCGGCACUGUGCUGCCUGCUCUUGGAAACAUUGUUGCACACUGCCAGAGGUCUCAACAUGUGCAUGAGUGGCAGUGCUACUUCCUGUGAGGAAUGCCUCCUGAUUCACCCCAGUUGCGCCUGGUGCGCACAAGAGGAUUUUGGAAGAGGGCGGACUCUGACAUCACGGUGUGACUUUAGUCAAAACCUGCUGAAGAGAGGCUGUGACGCACACUUCAUUGAGUACCCAACCAGCAGCAUUAAUGUCCAGCAGAACACACCCCUGAGUUCUAAAGGGUCGGGGGCAACCCAGUAUGAUGUGGUCCAGAUUAUGCCUCAGAAGAUCUCUCUCAGCCUGCGACCAGCAGACCAGACGUGGUUUAGCCUGCAGGUGCGGCAGGUGGAGGACUACCCGGUGGAUCUCUACUACCUGAUGGACCUCUCUCUUUCAAUGAAAGAUGAUCUGGACACCAUUCGUAACCUGGGCACUAAGCUGGCCCAUGAGAUGGGCAAGCUCACCAGCAACUUCAGGCUAGGCUUUGGCUCGUUUGUGGACAAAAACAUGUCCCCGUUCUCCUACACGGCACCAAACUAUCAGGAGAAUCCAUGUAAUGGAUACAAGCUGUUUCCCAACUGUGUCCCCAGCUUUGGUUUUCGCCACAUCCUCUCACUGACUGACAAAGUGGACCGUUUUAACGAGGAGGUGCAGAAGCAGAUGGUAUCCCGCAAUAGAGAUGCACCAGAGGGUGGGUUUGACGCCAUCCUGCAGGCUGCUGUUUGUAAGGAAAAAAUAGGCUGGAGGAAGGAGGCCUAUCACCUGCUGGUGUUCGCCACAGACGAUGUACCUCACCUUGCUCUGGAUGGCAGGCUGGGUGGUCUCGUCCAUCCCCACGACGGACAGUGCCAUCUCAAUGACAACAACGAGUACAGCGCUUCCACACAGAUGGACUAUCCCUCUCUGGCUCUUCUUGGGGAGAAAUUGGCAGAAAACAACAUCUUCCUCAUCUUUGCUGUGACAAAAAGGCUGUAUGUUAUUUAUAAGAAUUUUACUGCACUCAUACCAGGGACCACAGUAGAAAUCCUCGAUCAGGACUCCAAGAAUGUGAUCCAGCUAAUUAUCACAGCCUACAAUAACAUCCGCUCUAAAGUGGAACUGUCAGUGUGGGACCACCCAGAGGACAUUAGUCUUUCCUUCACUGCCACCUGUCAGGAUGGAAAGCCGCUGCCAGGCCUCAGGAAGUGUGCCGACCUGAAGAUAGGAGACACCGUCUCGUUCAAUGUGAGUGUGGAGGCGAGGAGCUGUCCUCCCCGUGGCACUGUCAAGAGUUUCACAAUCAAGCCGGUGGGCUUCAAAGACCGCCUGGAAGUGGCUGUGGAAUAUGAGUGCGACUGCGGCUGCAGCCGGAAUGCACAGAACAAUAGCAGCAUCUGCAGCUCCAUAGGUACUUAUAACUGUGGGACUUGUCACUGUGAGCCUGGCUACCUGGGCGCCCGCUGUGAGUGCCAGGAGGGCGAGGCAAGCAGCAUGUUCCUCAGCGCCUGCAGGGAGGCCGAGGGCAAGCAGAUCUGCAGCGGACGAGGCGAGUGCAGCUGCAACCAGUGUCUGUGCUAUGAAUCCGAGUUUGGAAAGAUCUACGGCAGCUUCUGCGAGUGUGAUGACUUCUCGUGUGCUCGACACAAAGGCAUCCUCUGUUCAGGUCAUGGAGAGUGUCACUGUGGGGAGUGUAAAUGCCACGCUGGUUACAUUGGUGACAACUGCAACUGCUCGACGGAGACAUCAAGCUGUAUUUCGGAUGAUGGGCAGAUGUGCAGUGGGCGAGGAAGCUGCGUGUGCGGCCGCUGUCAGUGCACUGAGCCGGGAGCCUUCGGGGAUACCUGUGAAAAAUGCCCCACCUGCCCUGAUGCCUGUGGCACGAAGCGGGAGUGCAUCGAGUGCCGGCUUUUCAACUCAGGAAGGCUCGCAGACAAUCAGACUUGCCAGCGCCAGUGCAAGGAUAAAAUCAUCACUGUGGAGACCCUCAAAACCGAGGAGCCCGGCGCUGUGCUUUGUCUCUACAAGACAGACAACGAUUGUGUCAUGAAGUUCACGUAUUCUGAGCACGCCAGCGGACAGUCCAUACUCUCAGCUCUUAAAGAGCCAGAGUGCGGUGGGGGACCAGAUGCCCUGAUGGUGCUGCUGGCAGUGGUUGGCAGCAUUUUGCUGGUGGGGUUGGUGCUGCUUGCUGCCUGGAAGCUGGUCAUCACUAUUCACGACCGGCGAGAGUUUGCCCGCUUCCAGAGCGCUCGGUCACGCGCCCGAUAUGAAAUGGCCUCCAACCCUCUGUACAAGCACCCCAUCUCUACACAUUUUGUCGAAACAGAUUUCAGCAUGUACAGCAAGUCCUACAACGGAGGGCUCCACUGAUCCCUCAGUACAGGGCGCGGCAGGACCGGUCCAAAAAACAGAUCAAGGGGACGGGGCCAAGGUGGAUGUGGAUGAGCACACUCACCCCUCUGCACAGUGCACGCCCGCAGUGAUAACACAAGAGAAAUGAACUAAAGUGUGAUCAAAGAGAAGUCUGUGGCCUUUUUAUUUUUAUUUUCACAGAGGACUUUCCAGCCUACCGUCUCUGUGCUUCACUCAACAAAUCAACACCACCCGUCUUGUUAAGAUGGGGUGAAAGAGAGAUUAGAGUUAGACAUGAGUGCAGUUACUCAACAAACAGACUCAUGGAAAUCGUAACACCAGCCACAUAAAAAAAGCACCGUUCAUUUUGUACAGAGCAGGCACGACAUUGGCUUCUAUUUGUAUAUUUUUAUAAACAUUAAAGAUGGAUUUAUAGCACAGACUGCACACCCAGCAGGACUCUGAACACCAGAUAAUUCCAAUUCACACCAUUCUUAAAAAGCACAUAUUUCUGGGGUGGGGGCUACAAAGAUGUUUUGAUACUACUAACAUUUACUAAGCAACAGACUUCUUACCUUCAUUUUGCACAGAGGUUAUUGAGAGGUCGAGUCUUGGAAUGAUCUAAUUUGUUUUUUUUUAAAUAGUUUUUAACUGUCUUAAGUGUGUGUGUGUGUGUGUGUGUGUGUGUGUGUGUGUGUGUGUGUGUGUGUGUGUGUGUGUGUGUGUGUGUUGUUCUGUGCUCCAGCUGCACUCAAUUGCAGGGUACAAACUCAGACCUAAGCAUCUGAACCCCUAAGGUUAAAGCUGGUGUUGCUCUGUAUUUUUCUUCCUGUAGGAAGAUCUAGCAUCAUAUUAUUCAUGUUCUGGCCUCUUUACCACAUCUGUCCCCCUUGAUCCCAGAUCUGAAUUUUCAUAAGGGGUGUGUGUGUGUGUGUGUGUGUGUGUGUGUGUGUUUGUGUGUGUGUGUGUGUGUGUGUGUGUGUGUGUGUGUGUGUGUGUGUGUGCGUGUGUGUGUGUGUGUUUAGUUUUGGGUUUUUUUGUUUUGUUUUGUUUUGUUCUUUAUCGCUUUUCUUUAAACAAACAACUAAAUAAAUCACAUGUUAUACAAUGAAACACACGUGGCUCUCUAACAUGAGCAUUAGCAGCUGUUCAGUCCUGGGAUGGCUGAAGAGACUUCAGUACAGGCAGGACUGGAUUUUAAGUGGUUCUGUUUGUUAUCAGCCUGAUGUUAAUAUUUCCAAAAGAGGAUAUAAAAUUUCAUCUUGUUUUUUUUUUUUUAGAGAUGAUUUACAAUGUAAACUUAAAAUGAUUCAUUUGAUUUGAUCUGCAGCUACAGGGAUUAAUAAAAUAAACUGAGUAUAACUUUAGUGUUGCAAGGUCAUGGAGUCUCGGUCAGCCAGCAGUCAGCUGAUGGGAAUGCCACGCCACAUCAGCUGAUGCUCAUGUAUCCUAUUGGCUAGUCUCAUGUAUGACUUGCCAUUUAAGCUGCUGCCACUGCAAGCUGUUUUGCAACCCACCUCCACCUCGGCUUUUCUUUGUCAUGCUACACAUGCCAUUUAUAACUGAAUUGGUAUCUGUUGCCACUGAUGCCUGUGUCUAUUCUCUGAGAUGGUCUUGUGUCUGCUCUCCCUGCCUUUAGGCUUUCCACGGAUGACAUUGAGAGGGUAGGGAAGGUACCAGAGCAAAACUGCCAAAUAUAACUUCCUGCAGAUAUUUAGACUAAAGUGUUCCUUACAGAGCUAUCUUUUUUGGCUGUUUACACAAAACAAGCAAUAUGAUGAUGUCACUGUUACUAAGUAACAGACUAAUAAAGUGCCAGAAUUCCAUUCACCAAAACUGAAGCACAAACUUCUUGGAUGGUCUGUACCACACAGCAGGACAUAUUGUCAGAUAAUUCCACUGAAAAGCCUUAAGCAGAUCCAAAUAGAUACAUUAAAUAUGAUACAUUUUCACCUGCCAUCUAUUUUGGUUCUUUGAGUUUGGUUUCAUUUUUCAGUUCUUAAAGAGGAUGCUUGAGAUAUUUGGCUUUUAAUAUACAGGAAGUAUCUAUAUUAUUAAUUAUAGUCAACAGUGUCUUUUUAAAUGCAUUGACAGUGAGAAAAAUCAGAAAUAUCACCAGCCUCUGAACGUCUAAAACCUUCCAAUCAAAAUAACCAGCAGUAGGUACAUUGUUGCAUUAGUGUGCAGUGGAGACAGAUCAGUGAGACUGUGACAUGUGCAGAGUUUCAUUAAUGUGGAUUUGGGCACAUAAUAUGACUGACUUAUUACGCAAUCCACCCUGCCAGCUGUGGGAGUGGGUGGACGUAAAGUGUCCAGGGUCAUAAAUCAGUCACUGUUCCCACAGAAAGAGGCUCAGAGGGGAGAGCCUGGGGGGAAGAAGGUGCUCCUUUUAGGAACAUUCUUAAGGAAAAGUGUCAGGGACUUGGAGUCAGUGUGUGUGUGUGUGAGAGUGAUGAAUGUGUGUUAAUGUUACAUGUGGGCAUAUGUACAUACAGGGCCGAAAGAAAACAAAAUGUCUUCAGUUGUGUAACUUUGACUCGGGUGUGCUUCUUGGCAGUGUUGACUAAAGCUCACCCACCACUACCUUUCUCAGCUCCUCCUUCCUGUACAGCCCUGAACAUUUUCACAUGGAAAAACAGGAUUCACAGCAUUCCAUGUAAUUCUGCACGCACACAGAGCAAAACAAUAAAUCUGCUUAUGGCGAA
Molecule: messenger RNA, 5573 nt
Organism: Archocentrus centrarchus (flier cichlid)
Lineage: Eukaryota; Metazoa; Chordata; Actinopteri; Cichliformes; Cichlidae
Gene: itgb5
Product: integrin, beta 5
Exons: 16
Coding region: 475-2886 (803 amino acids)
Biological process (GO): stress fiber assembly; transforming growth factor beta receptor signaling pathway; cell-matrix adhesion
Cellular component (GO): cell surface; focal adhesion; integrin complex
Molecular function (GO): integrin binding
Source: RefSeq, a predicted model, not a curated record